UCAAUACUAAAAGAGCUUUUAUUUUUUUGUUUCUUGCUUAUAGCCWUUAAGAUUGGAUAUUAAGCGCAAGCUGUCUGCRCGGUCAGACCGUGUGAAGUCUGUCGAUCUUCAUCCGUCAGAACCCUGGAUGCUUGCAAGUUUAUAUAAUGGAAAUGUUCAUAUAUGGAACUAUGAAUCACAAACUCUUAUAAAGACUUUUGAAGUCACUGAUUUACCAGUGAGAGUGGCAAGAUUUGUACCAAGGAAAAACUGGGUGCUCACUGGUUCUGAUGAUAUGAUGUUGCGUGUUUUCAACUACAAUACACUUGAAAAGGUUCAUGGAUUUGAAGCACAUUCUGAUUAUCUAAGAAGCAUUGCAGUUCACCCAACACAGCCCUAUGUAUUAACCAGUAGUGAUGAUAUGUUCAUAAAGCUCUGGGACUGGGACAAGAAGUGGCAGUGCACCCAAGUGUUUGAAGGCCAUACUCAUUACGUGAUGCAUAUUGUUAUUAACCCCAAAGAUAACAACCAGUUUGCUAGUGCUUCAUUGGACAGGACCAUUAAGGUGUGGCAGCUUGGCUCUCCAACACCAAACUUUACUCUAGAGGGACAUGAGAAGGGUGUCAAUACUGUUGAUUAUUUCCAUGGUGGUGAGAAACCAUACUUGAUAUCUGGUGCUGACGAUAGGCUGGUCAAGAUAUGGGAUUACCAAAACAAAACAUGUGUCCAGACUUUAGAAGGACAUGCUCAAAACAUCUCUUGUGUUGGCUUUCAUCCUGAGUUACCGAUCAUACUGACUGGCUCCGAAGAUGGUACAGUGCGAGUUUGGCAUGCCAACACAUAUCGUCUUGAAAGCACCUUGAAUUAUGGUCUAGAGAGAGUCUGGUCAAUGGCCAUGAACAAAGGUUCUAAUAAUGUUGCCUUGGGUUACGAUGAAGGCAGUAUGAUAAUUAAGCUUGGUCGAGAAGAGCCAGCCAUGUCCAUGGACUCUAAUGGAAAGAUUAUCUUUGCAAAGCACAGCGAGAUUCAACAAGCUAAUUUGAAAAAUUUAGUUGAUGACGAUAUCAAGGAUGGAGAAAGACUGACUCUUUCUAUCAAAGACAUGGGUUCAUGUGAAAUCUUCCCUCAAACCUUAUCCCACAACCCUAACGGUAGAUUUGUGGUAGUGUGUGGCGAUGGCGAGUACAUUAUAUAUACUGCAAUGGCACUUAGAAACAAAAGCUUUGGCUCAGCUCAGGAGUUUGUUUGGGCCUCCGAUUCCUCUGAAUAUGGUAUCAGAGAUGGAAACAAAAUCAAGAUAUUUAAAAACUUCAAAGAAAAAAAAUCAUUCAAACCAGAAUAUGGUGCUGAAGUUAUGCUGCAUAAGCACAGACGAUUCUUUCUUUAUUCUGAAAUACAAUGCUGACAAUGUCGCUAGAGCUCUUGAAAACCGUGAUGAGAUAACAGAAGAUGGUAUAGAGGAUGCGUUUGAUGUUCAGGGGGAGAUUGAGGAGGUUGUUAAGACUGGUAUAUGGGUCGGCGACUGCUUCAUAUACACAAACUCAGUUAACAGGCUGAACUACUAUGUUGGAGGUGAGAUUGUCACCAUCGCUCAUCUGGACAGGCCCAUGUAUUUGCUGGGGUACAUCCCUAAGGACAGCCGUCUGUACUUGGCAGACAAGGACAUGAAUGUUGUCAGUUAUUCACUGCUACUGUCUGUCCUGGAAUACCAGACAGCCGUCAUGAGACGGGACUUUGAGACCGCAAAACAGGUUUUACCCACMAUUCCAAGGGAUCAGCGAAAUCGUGUCGCGCAUUUCCUGGAAAAACAAGGCUUCAAACAGCAAGCCUUGGCKGUGUCAUGUGACCCUGAACACAGAUUUGAAUUAGCAAUUAAUCUUGGCGAGAUGAAGAUUGCGUAUGAGAUUGCUGUGGAAGCAGAGAGUGAGUCCAAGUGGAAACAGCUAGCAGAGUUAGCGAUCUCAAAAUGUCAAAUCCAACUUGCACAAGAAUGCCUACAYCACGCUCAAGAUUUUGGUGGUCUGUUGCUAUUAGCAACGUCAUCCGGRGAUGCUGACAUGAUUGCACGGCUUGCUGUCACUGCAGCGAAAAAAGGAAAAAACAACGUUGCRUUUUUGGCUUAUUUUGUACUGGGGAGAGUUGAGGAGUGUCUUGACCUCUUGUGUAACACUGAUCGCUUCCCAGAGGCUGCUUUCAUGGCGAGGACAUAUGCCCCUAGUCACGUAUCAAGAAUUGUAAAACUAUGGAAAGAGGACUUGGAAAAAGUGAACAAAAAAGCGGCCGAUUCUCUGGCUGACCCUUCGGAAUACGAAAACCUUUUCCCAGAGUUCCAAGAGGCAGUGAUGGCCGAACAGUUCUUAAAACACGACCGGUUGAAUUUGAAGCCCGCUGSACAGUACAAGAAUGUUCAGAAAAAUACCGAUCGUGAUAUCUUUGAAGAAAUGAAAACGGCCAAGGAAGAGGGACGACUCGACUCGAUAAUUUCUGCUGCAGAGAACCUCACUAUUUCCGACUUGAACGAUUCUUUCAACGAAAUAGACACGCAACCGCCAAUGUUCAGUGCAUCYGCYCCUGCACCACUAGAGCCUAGACCCUCUCAAUURGCAGAGGCCGCGCCGCCACCAAAGCCUGCGCYCGAGCCCYCACCKCCACCGGAAAGUGCUCAAAAACCWGACACCUCGAGUUUAACKGAUGAUAAGGAUGACGAUGACGAUCUCGACUUCGAGGACGCUCCAGCGGACGAUAAACUUGAUGACGACGACGAUGAUUUUAACUUCGAUGAUGACGAUUUACUAGACGACGAUGACCUCCUCGACGACUAGCUAGAAAACUCUAUCAAUAUUAUCCGUUCCAAAKYCAAGCAAAAYAAUCAUUCUGCAGKUCUUGGCUAACAAGGUCCGAAUCUCCAGGGCGGGAACACGGACCAAUUUUCUCUCGUAUUUCCGUAGUUUUGAACAAAAAUAGUAGAAUCAAUUCAACAUUCAGACAAUAGUAAAUAUGGUAAACCUUCGCGGGGUUUCCAUAAUAUCCUAUGAUGAAGGUAGAUCUUGUUGAUAAAAAGCGCUAGAUGCAUUGAGAAUUAUAUUCCAAUAAAGGAAAAGUUUAYAUAAGA
Exaiptasia diaphana is the source of this 3091-nucleotide messenger RNA. RefSeq names its product coatomer subunit beta'. Gene Ontology annotation, cellular component: COPI vesicle coat. The record is from RefSeq and is a predicted model, not a curated record. Gene Ontology annotation, biological process: intra-Golgi vesicle-mediated transport; retrograde vesicle-mediated transport, Golgi to endoplasmic reticulum; endoplasmic reticulum to Golgi vesicle-mediated transport. NCBI's taxonomy places the organism in Eukaryota, Metazoa, Cnidaria, Anthozoa, Actiniaria, Aiptasiidae. Gene Ontology annotation, molecular function: structural molecule activity; protein binding.